Neoarius graeffei (lesser salmon catfish) is the source of this 1172-nucleotide messenger RNA. RefSeq names its product TLR adapter interacting with SLC15A4 on the lysosome. Bases 62 to 859 code for a protein of 265 amino acids. The transcript has 2 exons. The record is from RefSeq and is a predicted model, not a curated record. NCBI's taxonomy places the organism in Eukaryota, Metazoa, Chordata, Actinopteri, Siluriformes, Ariidae. Gene Ontology annotation, biological process: regulation of toll-like receptor signaling pathway.
GGCAGACACACACUGCAGUCACACACAGCAUUACCCAAUCUUUACAAUCGCAACAGCAGGGAUGCUGUGUGAAAGUAGGUUAUGGCAUAUGACUUUUUGCUCUGACUCUGAGUGUAUGGAUCCUCCUACUUGCCACUCAGUCACUGCUCCUAAAACUCCUCCACUGACCACCAGCUUGUCAGCACAAAUUGAAGUUCCAGUCCAUUGCUCUCCCAGCAGCCCUUCUCAAGAGCUCCAGACCCAGCAUGGCAACUCUCAGCCUCUUUCUGCACCCCUGGAUUGCCGAAAUCUUUCUCCAGGCAUGGGCAUCCCUGGCCGAGCACCAUCUCCAGGAACAGAGGCCUUUCUAGUGCCCCCCAGUUGCCACAGUAUCUGCCAGCACUACAAUGAUCUAUACAUUGCUGGAGGCCAGGUGUUGCCUCUCAGUCCAGGUGCAGGCAAUCCAGAAGGCAGUUCCUUGCAGGACCCACUCCCUGGGCCUUUCCUGCUUUCCAGAGAUGUUCCUCCCCCCUCCCUUCUUCCUCCUCUACUCCCUGAACAUAAGAAUUCCAAACGCUGGAGAGAGGGCAGUCUGCGUGAACGUCUCUCUUUGCUGCAGGAUGGUCGUCCACUUUCUAACUCAGAACUGAACGGCUACCUGGAGCAGAAACUGCUGGAGCUGUACACAGAGUAUCUGACUGAGGGUCCUAUCCUGGCAUCUGAGAUAGAGCAGAUCACGCUACAGCUGAGCCGAGAGCACAAGCUGGAGACGGGGCAGGUCAAAGACAUGCUUCUCAGCUGCCUGCUGAAGGCCACUAGCAGCCAACAGUCCAGCGAGUUCAGUACACCAAUGCUGCAGAUCUCUACCCAGACAAAGUGAAAAGGAUAGAGAGAAUGUGGAAAAGUGUGUGUGUGUGUGUUUGGGGGGACAACACAGUGAUGGGAAGUUAUAGAGCUAGAAUGAGAAGAAAAUGUGUGUAAAUUCUUUCAGUUAUACACUUAAUGUGUAUUAUAGAAAAAAGUGUGACAUUAAAUACAUUUUAGUGGCAACUUUGAAAAAAUUUUGAUGUUAAAAAACAGGAAAAAGUUGAAGGAAAUGUGACUAAAAAACAAGGAAUCAAAAUAUUAAUUAUACAAAAUGUGACACAGUUGAAUAUAUUUCCUUGGUAAGUCAGGAAGUGAAUGUAAGAUGA